CCUACCAGCUCCCCUCCCACUGCAAGGCGGGGCUGAUGAGAAAAGCAGAGCCAAAGGAAGUGAAGUCAAAGCGCGCUGAGCAGAAUCCGCGGGAGGAACAUUGAGAGAGAAAGGAGCAGAAGACAUUUGGGAUUGCUUAUCUCCUUCCAAUAUAGUAGACGACCCAUACUCUGUGAAGAUAAAAGAUAAUCCAGUUGCCUUUCAGCCGCUAUGAUGAAUCAGGUUGAAAGGAACGACUGGCCGGAUACCUCUACCGCCGUCCUUCUCUACUCCUUCCUGCAGCACUCCAGCGACUGCGCCUUUGUUUCAGACCUUAAUUGUUUGAAGAAUGAGUUGUUGCUUUCCAAAAUAAGUGAUGAUGAUGAUGAACUUCAGACAGAUGGGAAUAGAUGUGGGAGAUUCGAAGUCAGAGAGGAAGUGCCUGAUGAGGAAAUUUUCCGGAUUAUCGGAGCUCAGCUGGCUGAAAUCGGGGAUAAGCUGACUGCUGAGAUGGAGGCAUCAGUCAUACAGAAUCUGGCACAGCGUUUUAUGAGAGAGAACAUGUCCAAAGAGGUGAUGACGAUGCACAUGUCUCAUGCUGUGGAGGAACUUGUGAGAAAAAUGCCUUUAGACAUGGAGAAGGAGAAAGCCAUGUUAGUGAUAUCAAUGGCUUUGACGAAGAAAGUAGUAAAUAGCGUGCCUUCUCUUCUAGUGCAAGUGUUCAGUACAACUGUGAAUUAUAUCAACCAGAACCUCCGUGAUUAUGUGAACAACCUGGCUCCUGAGAGCUGAACAAAUUGAACACAACGCACCUACCUGCAAAAAAAAGAAAAGAAAUAAAAAUGAUUUUUUUGUUUUUUUUAAUAAGAAAAUUUUUAAGUAUCUUUUUAAAGAGGACUUGGCAUUGUGAAGUGUUUGUGAUUUUUAUCAGAAGUCAUAUGCAUUCCCCGACUCCUCCUACUUGAAUGUGCCUGCUCUUUUUUUGUACCUGAAACACUUGAUCCUGCUUUACAUCCAUCUCAGGAGGAAAAUGACCAAUCGACUCUUGUUCUCAGGUGCGAAGUCCUGGGUCCUAUAGCAAUAAGCUGCAGAAGUGAAUAGGAACAAUAAACAUGAUAGCUCUUUACCAAUUCCAUCAGAACACUUUGGAUUCAUAAUGUGAAUACAAUCCAACUGGAUAUCCUUGACUCUCACACCAGUUUAAUUGUACAGUGAAACACUUCUGCAAGUUACCUUGGAAAAGGCUUGAGAAGUUUAGCUUGUCUGGAGAACAGUGCAAGCUUUGCAUGCUGUGGGUGCCCCAAAACCACCUGCAAGGUUCGCCCUGCAAAUUCAUUGGAAGUUGGAUUGAAAUAAAUGAAUUGGAUGCCCAGGUACAGGGAAAUUGUCGCUGGUUCAAGUAAUUUACCUCUUACUGGUUUUGAGUCUUAAAAACAGGUUUUGGCUAAAUUUUAAGCUGUAAAGUAGGAAGAAUGGAACCUCUUCUACGGGGGCCAGAUGUAAGUCUUUACCCCGUCCUUUGCAACUAGUACAUCUUUUUAAAGCCAAUAGAGAAGUCUGGAAAUGAAAAUCCGUGGAUGCUUUUGACUCCCCCUUGUUUUUCUCAAUGCCCAACUGUAACUCUAUCUGUGGCCUUGGCUGAGAAAAGGGUUGUGAUCAAAUGUGAGGGAAAACAAACUGAAAGUUUUUUUUCCUAGUCUAAAUGCUAUAUUUAGUUAGAAAAUAAUAAUUCUUUAAGUUGAAUGGGAUACAACUAUGCUCCGUUCCAUGUUUAAGGGAUUUGGUUCAUGAAAUAAUGUUCCUAUUACUCUAUAAAGAAAAACUUCUGGAAGAA
This is a messenger RNA of Anolis sagrei ordinatus, 1813 nucleotides long. It is a transcript of the gene BID, whose product is annotated as BH3 interacting domain death agonist. Gene Ontology annotation, cellular component: cytoplasm; cytosol; mitochondrion. NCBI's taxonomy places the organism in Eukaryota, Metazoa, Chordata, Lepidosauria, Squamata, Anolidae. Gene Ontology annotation, biological process: positive regulation of intrinsic apoptotic signaling pathway; apoptotic mitochondrial changes; positive regulation of release of cytochrome c from mitochondria. The record is from RefSeq and is a predicted model, not a curated record.